Amyelois transitella is the source of this 2390-nucleotide messenger RNA. Its product is annotated as divergent protein kinase domain 2A. The record is from RefSeq and is a predicted model, not a curated record. The coding region runs from base 160 to 1398 and encodes 412 amino acids. NCBI's taxonomy places the organism in Eukaryota, Metazoa, Arthropoda, Insecta, Lepidoptera, Pyralidae. The transcript is spliced from 3 exons.
CAGACUGACUGCAAGAAAGGUGAUGGGUGGUCGAUCAAACAAUUUAAUUCAAAUCAAAAAGUUUGAAAUGAAUACAUUAAAAUAUAAUUGGUGAAUUUAGUGGGUGUGAUCCACUGAUAUUAAAAUAUUGAACACAUAUAAAAUUAAUGAAUAGCGGUAAUGAUUGACAAGAAAUAUGAAAGAAUGUUAUUGCGACGUAGAUUUUGUAAACGCGUUAUUUUUAUGAUUUUGGUGUUCGGCCUAUCAUUUUACGCUUCCGUUCUAAUGUUUGGUGACUUAAAAUCUACAAAUGUGUUGCAAUUAAUUGAUUUAAAUCGCUGUCCGGCGUGUUACGGAGUCACAGUAUGUCCAGAACUAUAUUCCAAUCAAAUUUUGUUAGAAUCUAAUUAUGGAUGGACUAAAAUGUUCAAUGCAAAAAAUAUUUAUUAUGGCUUUACUAAAUCCAACAACAGAAGAGUUGUCUUGAAGAAAUUAUCACACAGUUGGGAAUUGAAGGAGUUUGACUCAAAGCUUUGUAAGACUUGGGGUUUGAAAGAAAAUUGUAAGCCAACAGAUUUAUUGUCUGUGAAAAAUGCAGAUAAAAAAAUUAAAAAUUUAGUCAAAUAUAACUUAUCUCACCCUGAAACUGAACCACGGAAGGGGUUGGUGUAUUGUCCUUAUCCAUACAGUAUUUAUUCACUUCUUCAGCCAGUGUUUAAUAACCAACUGACAAAAUAUGCUUCUGAUGUAAUAAACAUAUGGACUAUGCUUAGUAUUAAUCCAGAACCUAUAAUUAUCCAGGUGCUUCCAAAAUCAAAGGGCUGGCCCGUGCCAGCAUUUGGAGGAGUCUGUGGACGGUUGGAGCUUGUGGCUUAUGAGGGAGAACCCUUGUCCUCCCUGAUGCAUGUAGCGUGGCAUAGGAAAUUGAAGUUUGCAUCCAAGAUACUGGCCGCCGCAAUGGACUUUACUUUUAAACAUGAUAGGUUCCGCUUCUACCUCAUGGACUGGUCUAUUGACAAUAUAGUGGCAAACGAGCGAGAUGAAGUAACCUUCAUUGACUUGGAAGAUGUGAUAGUGAUAGACAAACACAUUUCCCCUCAGAAAGACCUGCCGCAUUGGUACAAACGCUAUUCCAGAGAGUUCACAGGUCACGGUUUUACGUUUUCCAUUCAUGAUCUUUGUAAACAUCAUCUGAGUGACCAUAAUCUGUGGGCAGCUUGCUACGUACUUGCCGGACAAGAAAACCCGUUGUUAUAUCCAAUACCGAAUGAGGUCAAUGUGUCUAGGCCACAUUUUGAUGUUCUUUUAAACGAAUGUUUGAAUGGACAGGAUAGGUUUCGGACAAUGCCUAAAUUGCAACAAGUAAUCAGUGAUAUGUUGGCGGAUGAGAAGAUUGUGGGUUUUGGUGCCGUUAGGUAAUAUUACAACGUAUUUAAGAGUUCCGUGCCUAAAGGAUCUGAAAAUCCUCUUUUCUCCCUUUUUUAUCAUUUGUGUAUUUAUUUUUCACAAGACCAGCCAUAUUUAUAUAUUGAACAAAAACCAAAUGUGAAACCAAAGAUAUUUACGGGACAAAUUGUGUCCUUGACCUCUGAAUCUUAUGCGUCGUUUUUCCGCCGACCGGGGUGAUAUUACGUAUUUAGGAUCGUGGAUUUUAAUACUUUUAUUUUUUUUCGUACUUUCUGAAAUAUGAACUAAUAUUUUUCUUUUAACGUUUUUAAAUAUCCUUUAGAUGAGUACACUUCACAGUUAAAUUUAUGCAGUUGAAUUAAAAGUCACCCUGUAUAAAUCUCUUAAAUAUUUUGUAUUUGACUGCAAAAUCUUUUUCCUUUAAAAAUGCUUGAUUCAUGUUUUAUUUAUUUGGAACUCUAUAGUACAAUGGUAUUUUAAUGUUGAAAUUGUGGUAAGUGGAAAUUUGAAAUCUCUGCCUGCCCAAGAAAGAAGCGUGAUUAAAUGUAUGUUUUUUAUUGUUGAUAGAUGAGUGAUGGAGUGAAGGGACUGUGGGUUGAUGGUACGGAGCUCUUAAUUUACAAAUCCAAUACAUGUUUUAAUUUUUUUGAUCUGUUAUUAUUUUGUAUUGUGCAUUUAUUUUUUAAUAUUUGUUUGUAAUGUUUUUUUUAUUGUGUCGACUCCAUAGUAAUGGUUGUGUGGUAAAUUUUGAAGAAAACCUGUCUACUUAGUUGUAAAUUGUUGAAACUGUGAUAUUAAUGUUGCCAUAGUAAAUGGGUCGCCUUUGUUCUUCUUAUAAAUAUAUGGCUAUAUUUAUUAAGUUUAUAAUAUAGUUGGGUUCAGUACAUAUAGUCUCUCAAAAUAAAUCUCAGUUGCUUCAUUGUAAUGAAAUACUUUUAAAAGACUGUAAAAUUUAUAUGUAAAUGUAUUUCAUAUUUACAAGCUCAAUUUCAUUGUGAAUUGCC